Vanessa atalanta (red admiral) is the source of this 2854-nucleotide messenger RNA. It is a transcript of the gene qua, whose product is annotated as villin-like protein quail. Bases 149 to 2695 code for a protein of 848 amino acids. Gene Ontology annotation, molecular function: phosphatidylinositol-4,5-bisphosphate binding; actin filament binding. The transcript is spliced from 16 exons. Gene Ontology annotation, biological process: actin filament severing; cytoskeleton organization; barbed-end actin filament capping. The record is from RefSeq and is a predicted model, not a curated record. Gene Ontology annotation, cellular component: actin cytoskeleton; cytoplasm. NCBI's taxonomy places the organism in Eukaryota, Metazoa, Arthropoda, Insecta, Lepidoptera, Nymphalidae.
GAUCAGCGGUACUAGUUAGUCUUGGACUAUACAUCACCGUCACGGUCGUCUUAUUUGGUGCGCUCUUGAGUGGCUACUGAGCUGAGUCUGGUGGGAGCGAACGGCUCGUGGUGAUGGAGCCAGUCCGUCCCUGACCACGGCCAAGAAUAUGCACAUCCUGGAAAUAGGCGCCGAACAAGUGGUGCAGGAAGACGAGGGAGGACAGCCGCGGACUGCGCCGCAAGAGGCUACCUUCCGCACUGUUCCUCGAGAUCACACCACCUUUUUGAUCUGGAGAGUCACGGAAUCGGGCACAGAGCUUUUACAUCGGUCACACUAUGGCACAUUUUACGAUACAGAGGCGUAUUUGCUUUAUUCUUGCUCACUUCCGGGCCAGCCUGCUGGACCAGAUGUUAUUCGUCGUGAAACAAAAGAAAAUGGCAACGGAGAAUAUGCUGAGCGACAUGUGCAUACCUGGGCUAGCGAACGCAGCGGCACACUAGCGGCGCUGACUGUGCGACGCGCUACUCAACUAUUGAAUCAUUUAGGGACACCGGUCGUACUCUACCGGGAAAGCGCAACUAAAGAAUCACCGAGAAUGCUUUCAUAUUUUCGCGACGGUAUCAGGAUUCUCCGUAAUGGUUCCCUGAACGGUUCUGCUCGUUUAUACCGCGUGCGCGGUCACAGACCUGUGGUACUUCAAUUAGAACCUGUAUCAUGGGCUCAGUUAUCCUCAGACGGUGUGUUCGUGCUGGAUACGUCAAGCUUAAUCGUUUUAUGGCUUGGCCGUGCUGCUAAUUUAAUUGAAAAAAUUUUCGGCGCUAAGAUCGCAUAUCGCAUGGCACGUGGCCCAGAAAAGGGAAUGAUGAUACGACGCAUAGCAAUCGCGCAUGAUGGCUACGAACAAACAUUGCCAGUCGCAGAUCGCGAGCUUUUGAAUAAUCUUCUGGAACUUCGUUCACGUUCGAUUCGACCUCCGCCCACUGUCGCAGAAUCGCCGCGACCUGCAAGAUUAUAUAAAGUAACACAGCCGCCUAGAACAUCUCCCAUUAACGUCCCGUCACAAAAGUCAGCAGCAAGAUUGGAAGAAAUCAAACGAGCGCCUCUUUACAGAGAAGAUUUACACGAUGAUAGCGUGUAUAUAGUUGAUGGAGGGUCACGAGGAGUAUGGGCUUGGGUAGGCGCGAGCGCACCACCUUCCGAGAGUCGUGGAGCUCUCGCAGCAGCCCGAGGCCUCGCACGAGCGAAGAGGCUAUCGGGUCCGGUGGCUACAAUGGUCGCAGGACGUGAGCCGCUGGAGUUCGCAGCGUUAUUCCAUCGCUGGAGCUGGGCGGACGCGCGUCGUGACGUACGCGUUCGAGCAGCCCGCUCCGCCACCACCAAGCUGGACGCUGUCAGCCUCGCUUCUAAUGCAUGGCUGGCUGCUGAAGCGCAGCUGCCGGACGACGGGUCCGGCUCGCUGCGCGUGUGGCGCGUGUCGCCGGACGGCGCGCUGUGCGAAGUGGAGCGCCCGCAGCAGGCCGCCUUCUAUGACCAGGACUGCUACAUCGCGCUCUACACCUACCACGCUCCUACGGGAGACCAGACCAUACUCUAUUAUUGGAUGGGUGGCUCUUCGCCAAAUGAACUGAGGAAUUUGGGUGCUAAAGAAGCCAAAGAUCUCUACACAAAGUUAGCACGUCUUCCCAUUCAGGCUUGGAUAUAUCAAGGCAAGGAGCCGGCGCAUUUUCUGCAAAUCUUCAAAGGCCGGAUGAUUACUUACAUCGGAAGUGCAACCGAUUACGAUCCGAGUGGGCGUCGAGUGAUCACGCCACCACGCGCGCUGAUUCGCGUGUCAGGACAGUACGCGCGCGAGGCGCGCGGUGCUCAGGUGGGGCGCGGGGCGGGCGCGGGUGCGUGCUACGUGCUGCGUGACGGUGCGCGCGUGUGGGUGUGGUGCGCCGCCAGCGCCACCGGCGACGAGCGAGAGGUUGCCAAGAACAUGGCCGCCGCCGAUCACACGCUCGUCAUGCAGGGAAAAGAGAAAGCAGAUUUCUGGGCUGCUUUGGGCGACAGACGACACCUACUAGAGGUGUCCCCGCUUAAAGAAGUAGAGCGUCCACUACCGCCACGCUUGUUCUACGUGUCACUAGGCGUGGCCGGCCAAUAUUCGUUCGAGGAGAUAGCGUCGUUCAGCCAGUACGAGCUGGCGCCGGAGAUGGCGGCGCUGCUGGAUGCGCACGCGGCCGUGUUCGUGUGGCUCGGCGCGCACUGCGGGCCGCGCGCCCGGGACGACGCGCGCGCUCUCGCUCUGGCCUACCUCGCGCACGAUCCAGCAGCUCGAGACUCUGAAACUCCUAUAAUUGUAAUCAGCCAGGGCCGAGAACCACCAAACUUCACUGGAUUCUUUCCGCACUGGAAAAAUUCUAUGUGGAAGGGUCAUAAAACUUUUAGUGCAAUCGUGAGUGCUUUGGAAGGUAAAGCAAUCGUUCGUGGAAGUAACAACUCGUUAAACAGCGGCAACAGUGAGAACCGUUUCGACCAACACGAGAAGUACCCGCUGUCCGUGCUGCGCGGGCCCAAGGAGCACAUGCCGAGUGACGUCGAUCCGCUGACGAAGGAGCUAUAUCUAACCCACGAUGAUUUUGUGUCAACAUUUAACAUGGCCUACAACGAGUUCCGUUCACUGCCUUCGUGGAAACAAAAGGAACUGAAAAAAUCUGUGGGACUGUUUUGAAACAAUAACAUUUAACCUUACGCAUUUUCACAUCAUAUAAGUUUUAUCUUCUCACUCAACAUACACAUUAUUUACUCACCACUAUACUGUUUUAUAAUUUAUUUAGGAAAUAUCGAAAUGUAAUAAUGAACCUUAUUAUCAUAUAUGCAUUUGAUAUUU